AUGUCUUUUGAGGAUUUUGGAAGUGACCAAAACGAUGUCGAGCUUGAGUUAAGCUACUUACCUAUGGAGUUAAUCAGUACAAUAGACUGUCCCCCAGUUAUCAUUGGGAAUGAUCGAGGCACUGAGCCGAAGCAGCUUGCUUUCUCCCCGGCACUCGGUAUUACCUUGGGGAUAUUUCCCAUAUGCGGUGUUCCUGUGUUUCUGUGUGGAGUAGCUAUUGCGUUUCUUGGAUCUGCUUGUCAUGCUCCUACCGUGAUGUUGGCUAACAUCAUUGCCAGUCCAGCAGAACUUGCCCUCGUGGUGCCUUUCCUAAGACUUGGUGAGAAAGUCACAGGUGGACCUCAUUUUCCUUUGACAUCAGAUGCCCUGAAGAAGGUUUUCACUGGUCAAGCCUCCCAUGAAGUCUUUUUAAGCAUUGGUAAUGCGGGAUCAGUGAAGGCGCCUCGGAUACCAAAGGCGACAUUGAGCAUUUGCCUAGGCUUGAAGCGUUUACUAGGGUGGCUUGUAGCAACUCCAUUCUUCUUUAUUGCGCUGUACCUUGUGUUGCUUCCGUGUUUCAAGAUCCUUGUUCGCAAGUUUGGCGGCGAUGCUUCAACCCGCAAAAUACCAGUAUGUAUGGAGACGGAGCUCAAUCCGAAGCCUAGAGUCGCUUAA
Messenger RNA from Brassica napus (rape), 654 nucleotides. RefSeq lists its product as uncharacterized. The transcript is spliced from 5 exons. Gene Ontology annotation, cellular component: intracellular membrane-bounded organelle. Lineage: Eukaryota; Viridiplantae; Streptophyta; Magnoliopsida; Brassicales; Brassicaceae. Bases 1 to 654 code for a protein of 217 amino acids. The record is from RefSeq and is a predicted model, not a curated record.